AUGACAGUGAAGAGCCUGUACGAAGUUACCAGGGGGAUACUUAUUACCUUUGGGAUUAUAAGCAUUUUUUCUGGAAUUUUAGCUUUUUUCCCCGUUUUUUCUUAUAAGUCUUUGUUUGUUGGAUGGAGUGUUUGCCUCGCCAGUCCCAUCUGGAAAGGAGCUUUGGCUGUUCUUGCUGGUAUCCUCAUCCUCUUGGCUGACAGAGAGCAGACGUGGAGAUGCCCGUGGGAGGCCAGUUUUGCCUUGGGCACACUGAGCACCACGGGCACCUCAGUGCAAUUUGCUGUUGCCAUCCCAUCUCUCCUCCUUGGCCCGUACUGCUGCUACUCCCUUGCUGGGAUCACUGGGACCAACUACCUGGGCGACGCAGUCCUGGUCCCAUUCCCCUACACAGACUCCCCAAAUUUUUGCAAAGACCCAGCGCGCUCUGAGUGGUACCACCUGGCCCUGCAGGUCCUAGACCUGUGCUUGAGUCCGGCCAUAUUCUGCGCUUCUUCGGCUGUUGUGAUCAAGCUCACGAUGAGACUGCUCCAGCUGGGACACUUAAAUAUGAGCAUGAGCUGUGAUGGGGAAGGGGGAUUGUCCCCAUAA
Molecule: messenger RNA, 591 nt
Organism: Cygnus atratus (black swan)
Lineage: Eukaryota; Metazoa; Chordata; Aves; Anseriformes; Anatidae
Gene: TMEM212
Product: transmembrane protein 212
Exons: 3
Coding region: 1-591 (196 amino acids)
Source: RefSeq, a predicted model, not a curated record